UGUAUUUGUGAUGAAUGAAACCGAAAAAUUGUUAUCACUGAUAGUAACAAACAACGCGUUUUACCCAUAUAGAAUGACGAAAUAUGUGUAACAUUGGGCAAACCCGCCAUCCGCACUGUUAUAUAAAGUUGCACCAUAUGCACAACAAUUUCAAGAUAAUCGCAUAUUUUGAUCAGUCUAUAUAAGCUGCCACUCCACCACUCCACUCCAGUUCUUAUCACAAUGCCCCCAAACUGUUUUAGAGCGCCAGGAAUGCAAAUCCAAAGAAUAAACACCAACUACUCUGGAUUCAAGUUUUGGGUGCACAAGUGCCGAUAAUUCCGGUCAAACAACAAAAAUGAGUGAGAACAAAGAGACACUAAGUUCGUUUGUGGAGAAAGCUCAAAAAAACUCGGACUUCGACAAGGCUUUGGGGCGCAAUAUCCUCGUCGCGCCGACUGAAGAACAGUUCGAGCUGCUCCUGCAGCGACUGAAGCAACAACUGGGAGAGGGUAGAGGCGAAGUCAUCCUAGAGAUUGGAGCGUCUGAAGACGGCAGCGAGAACGGCUUCCUGGACGACGAGCUCGAAGCCGCCGUCGCCACGCUCCAGUCCCUAGCCACGACUCUCGAGUGCAGCUGCGUCAAACUCCGCGAGCGAAAGGACGUGCGGGGGAUCGUGGCGCAGUACCUCAUCCGGAGGGUCCUGGGGCAGGCAGACUUUUUGGAAAUACGGGUGGCCGUAGUCGGGAAUGUAGAUGCCGGGAAGUCCACCCUCCUGGGGGUGCUGACGCACGGCGAGCUCGACAACGGGCGCGGUCACGCGAGACAGAAGCUCUUCCGGCACAAGCACGAGAUGGAGUCCGGGAGGACGAGUUCCGUCGGGAACGACAUUCUGGGUUUUGAUGGAGAAGGGAACGUGGUUAAUAAGCCGGAGCAUGGGGCGCUGGAUUGGGUUAAAAUUUGCGAGAAGAGCUCGAAAGUGAUCACGUUUAUCGAUUUGGCGGGGCACGAGAGGUACUUGAAAACUACGGUUUUUGGGAUGACGGGACACGCGCCUGAUUUUGGCAUGCUGAUGGUUGGUGCUAACGCUGGGAUUAUUGGGAUGACGAAAGAGCACCUAGGGUUAGCGCUUGCAUUGUCCGUGCCGGUUUUUGUCGUGGUGACAAAAAUUGACAUGUGCCCCGCCAACGUCCUCCAGGAUAAUUUAAAAAUGUUGAUCAGAAUCCUGAAGUCGCCUGGUUGUAGAAAAGUACCCGUGAUGGUUAAAACCACCGAUGACGUCAUUCUAAGUGCUACCAACUUCGUUUCUGAAAGAUUGUGCCCUAUUUUUCAAGUGUCAAACGUUUCCGGCGAAAAUUUGGAGUUGUUAAAAAUUUUCCUCAACCUCCUAACGACCAGAAUGGAAUACCACGAGAACGAACCUGCGGAAUUCCAAAUCGACGAUACAUAUUCUGUUCCAGGUGUAGGAACUGUAGUUUCGGGGACCACACUCAAAGGGGUUAUUAGACUCAAUGACACCCUGAUGUUAGGACCAGAUCCUUUAGGACACUUCCAACAAAUCGCCGUUAAAAGUAUUCACCGGAAAAGAAUGGCCGUUAAAGAAGUACGCGCAGGUCAGACCGCCAGUUUUGCUUUAAAAAAGAUCAAACGUUCACAAAUUAGAAAAGGCAUGGUUAUGGUUUCCCCCACCCUCAACCCCCAGGCUUGCUGGGAGUUCGAAGGUGAAAUACUGGUUCUGCACCACCCAACGACCAUCAGUUCGCGCUACCAAGCGAUGGUUCAUUGCGGCAGUAUUCGUCAAACCGCCAGUAUUGUCAAAAUGUCAAAAGAGUGUCUAAGAACGGGCGACAAAGCCAUCAUCCAUUUCCGGUUCAUCAAACACCCGGAGUAUAUGACUCCGGGUCAGAGAAUGGUAUUCCGCGAAGGGCGUACCAAGGCCGUUGGUAAUAUCGUACGAAUAAUCACCCAGACCACCCCAACCCAUCCAAAUGCACGCACGAAACAGAACAAACAGCAGAGAUACGGCGGCGGAAAUAUGACGAGUAAUAAGAGUCAUGCGCAGUCGGGUCUACAAGAAUUUGCAGAGCUUGGAACGGCGACCGGCGAAACUGCGUUCGAGGGCAGCAGCGACAAGCGCGAGAACACCGGUCAGAAGUCUGGUUCAAGGAAAGGGCGAGGGAGACGAGGAGGACGUGGUAAAAACAGUGGUGCCAACUCCAACACUCCAAAACCUCUCACCGAACCCAACAUCAAUUCAAUUUCAAACUUAAACGCGACUAAAGUGCAAUAAAUCUAUUUUCCUAAAAUAUGCACAUUUUUCUAGAAGUUUCUUUCUUUUGGAGUGGUAAAAAAGGAUUGUCCAGUGAAUAUUUUUGAAUUGUAAAAUGCUGAAAAUAGAUAGUAAUUUAUUUUA
Zophobas morio is the source of this 2392-nucleotide messenger RNA. It is a transcript of the gene GTPBP1, whose product is annotated as GTP-binding protein 1. The transcript is spliced from 9 exons. Gene Ontology annotation, biological process: translational elongation. The record is from RefSeq and is a predicted model, not a curated record. Bases 338 to 2269 code for a protein of 643 amino acids. Gene Ontology annotation, molecular function: GTPase activity; translation elongation factor activity; GTP binding. NCBI's taxonomy places the organism in Eukaryota, Metazoa, Arthropoda, Insecta, Coleoptera, Tenebrionidae.